This is a messenger RNA of Penicillium odoratum, 1077 nucleotides long. RefSeq names its product siderophore iron transporter mirB. Bases 1 to 1077 code for a protein of 358 amino acids. Lineage: Eukaryota; Fungi; Ascomycota; Eurotiomycetes; Eurotiales; Aspergillaceae. Gene Ontology annotation, biological process: transmembrane transport. The record is from RefSeq and is a predicted model, not a curated record. Gene Ontology annotation, molecular function: transmembrane transporter activity. The transcript has 4 exons.
AUGCUCUUCUGUAUAGAUGUGGUCACAUCCGAUACAUCCUCGCUGCGCAAUCGUGGAUUGGCGUUCGCCUUUACCUCCUCUCCUUACAUCAUCACGGCUUUUGGUGGCCAUGCUGCUGCUGACACAAUUCAUGAUAAAAACUGGCGCUGGGGAUACGGUGCAUGGGCGAUCAUUCUUCCUUUUGUUGCUAUUCCUAUGGUUGUCAUGAUGCAACUGGGUAAGCGGAAGGCAAAGAAAAACGAACUUGUGUUGAGAAAGCCAAGGGGCCGUACUUCGAGUCAAAGUCCUUGGCAUUACUUGGUUGAGUUUGACACGACCGACUAUAUCAUCGCGAUGCUUGUCGUUGGCUUUACCCUCUUGAUUGUCUUCGGAUUCUGGGAGAGAUUCGGUGCCCGCAAGCCCUUUGCUCCUUGGCUUCUACUCAAAAACCGAACGAUUGUUGCCUACUACUGCUGGAACUACAACUUCACGUCUUAUCUGCAGGUUGUCUAUAAUACCUCGGUGGCUUCUGCUCGUUACAUCUCCAGUAUCUUCAACAUUACCUCCGGUAUUGAGCUGUUUGUCGUGGGAGCCCUCAUCAGCUACACUGGCCGUUUCAAAUGGGUGCUGAUGUGGGGUGUUCCGCUGUAUAUGCUCGGUGUUGGAUUGAUGAUCUAUUUCCGCAGCCCGGGGCACAGCUUGGGUUACAUCAUCAUGUGCCAGAUCUUCAUUGCCCUCGGCGGUGGAGUUAUGACCAUUGGUCAACAGAUUGCUCUGCUGGCGGCUUCUGAUCAUAAUGAUGUUGCCGCUCUUUUGGCUUUACUGGGUCUGUUCGGAUACAUUGGGGCCUCUGUCAGAGGCAGUAUCUCCGGCGCUAUCUGGACCAAUACUUUGCCUGGCAUGCUCCAGUCUAUGCUUACACUGAGCUACCCCAUGGGCUCUGAGACACGGACUACCAUUAUGUACGCCUAUGCUGCAACACAGAAAAGCAUGCUUAUUGCCGGUACUGCUAUCAUGACUUUGGCUCUAUUCUUCAUGAUGAUAAUCAAAGAUAUCAAUAUCAAGAGUAUCAAGCAGACCAAAGGGACGAUAUUCUGA